AAGCUCUUUUUAUUGGUCAGGCUAACAUCUAUCAGCCUAAGCAAGCACUACUGAAAAACUACGGCACCUUGAUGAAAUGGAGAAGUCAAUAUAACAUAUCUCUUUGUAAAGAGAAUUAUUAUUCUUUUAAAUCUACUUUAAUAUUUCGAGACAUAACUCAAUGUAAUAUAAUCUUAAUAUGCCAAAAAAUCUUCCAGAAUUUUUACAUGUCUUUUUAUGCCAUGAAUAAACACAGUUGAAGUGGAAAAAUAAGUGAGUUGGAUUACAACGCAAGAUUCAUGCAGCUGUCCAGAAAUUCAAUUCUCGGUCGGUAAUGCUGGAAAUUCCAGUGUACAGUUGUCAAGUAAAUGUCAAAACAAAGAAGGUGUACGUCAAUAAAAAGAAAUGUGUCAACAUAAAUCAAAAUCGGAAAACCUAAAAAAUAUGGUUAAAUCCAAAUGAAAUGUAUUCUAAUUUGUUUUUAGUUGGUGUUUGAAGGGAACUUAAUAACAAAGUCAAAAUGGCAAUGGAGUCAACAACUUUGGAGAUGUUUGAUGAAGUUCAAGGGGGCUACGUGGAAGGUGAAAUGAAUGUUCCAAAGCCUCAGAAUAGAAACAGCAUAGGUCAGCCAGAUUUCAACACAUUAGAUGAACCUAUUCGUGACACUAUAUUAAGGGACCUCAGGGCUGUUGGUGUCAAGUUUGCAUAUGUUCUGAUUCCUAAAGAAAAGAAGACUCUCCUGAAGGAAUGGGAUCUGUGGGGGCCUUUACUGCUAUGUACUUUUAUGGCAAUGAUACUGCAAGGAUCUGAUACAGCAGAUAAUACCAAUGAUGGAGGUCCAGAAUUUGCAGAAGUUUUUGUUAUAGUUUGGGUUGGAUCAAUGGUAGUUACAUUAAAUUCAAAACUUCUAGGUGGCAACAUAUCCUUCUUCCAGAGUGUGUGUGUUUUGGGUUAUUGCUUGCUACCAACAACAAUUGCUUUAAUAGUGUGUAGAAUUCUACUUCUCUUGAAUCAGACAAACCUGCUGUUUUUUUUGAGAUUUGCUGUAUCAAUGAUGGGAUUCAUCUGGGCUACAUAUGAGAAGUAUUUUCAACACACUCGCGUCUAUCGGUAUACCUCCGUCGCAGUCUUACCGAUGAGAAUCUGCGGUUCGUCGUUUCACAAUUAGGGCUUGCUGCCAUGGUGACAAGGUUGGUGCGGCGAGAGGGAAAGAAUUGGCGAGGUUAGUCAUAGCAACAGUGAAAAUCGUGACUGUCAGUAUGGCAGGAAGAAAAUUUCGAUGGACUAAUUGUAUGAGGCUGUUGACUAACUUGAUCCGUUUAAUAUUUUUCUUAUACGUGUUCGUAGCUAAAUUUUUUCUCAUAGAAGCUAACUUGUCCAAACAUAUGAGCUGAUGGCAGUAUUGACGCAAUUAUUUGUGAAGUCACCGAUUCUGUAACUUAGUAUAUCCGUAUUUAUUCUAUUGUCAAUAAGAUAACGAGAAAUAAAAAAAAAAUUGAACAUAAAUAAUAGUGAGAUAUUAGACAGUAACCUAAUUUUUUAAUAUAUAGACGUUUCAUUGCAAACGUGUACUUCUUAUCUUGAGAUAAAUCAGUAUAUUGUUUUAUUUCAGCUUCUAUGAUUUUCUUGGGAGAUAGCCAGAAGCCAAACAGGAAAAUGUUAGCAUUGUAUCCUAUCGGACUUUUUUAUUUCAUAAUAUCGUGGUUGGUUAUAUCGCACACUAGUUCAUAAACAUGUAAAUAUUUUUAGAAUUAAGUCAAUGCAUUGAGUCGUUUUAAUCAAGUGUAAUGCGUUUUGUACAUAUACAGUUUUGAUGGACAGUAUUUAUAUAAUUUAUUGUACAAAUAUAAUUUCAAACAUUA
Molecule: messenger RNA, 1841 nt
Organism: Acanthoscelides obtectus
Lineage: Eukaryota; Metazoa; Arthropoda; Insecta; Coleoptera; Chrysomelidae
Source: the annotation of a GenBank genome assembly